AAACCGAACUGCCGUUCCUGCUUCAGUCGUAUCAUGAUGGCGGCGGCGGUGAGACGCACGCUCCUCCUCCUCUCCCUUUUCGCCCUUUGCCUCGCCGAUUCUCCCUUCGACAGGAUCCUUGACGACGUCACGCCCUGCGAGGAGAGCUGUGCCACCUCCUACUCGCCCCACACUAAUCCUAGCAGUAGCAACAAUGAUGCCUGUGAGCGAGGCUGCCGAUUCUACACGAUCAGCGAAUUUGUCUCUGAUGGGCCAGGCCAUGGCAAUGCAGUGGACGGGAAGGACGCAAAUCCUGUAAAGACGACGUGUUACAAUUCUUGUGUUGAAGCCUACAAUGAAACUUCAGACAGCACAGUUGCCUGCAAGGCUGGCUGUGAUGCCCAGGAACGAACAUCACAGGAUAAAACUAAAGAAGAAGAAGAAGAGGAAAAACCAACCCUUCACCUAUUGAAGCCACUAAUGCAGAUGCAAGCUGUCUACUCCUCAAUUGUUGGCGCUGUCCACAUUGUGCGCACAUCUCUCGUCACAUACUUUGUGAGCGAUGACAGCUCCAUCGUGGCUGUUGAGUCGGAGCCAGAGAUCAUGCUGGAAAUCUUGCCUGAGGGAGUAGAUGGAGACUCACCUAUGCAGGGACUCCAGGCUGAGCCCAGGCAGUUGAUGAGUGACGAGGACUCCCAGGACCCAUCUGUGGUACGCUGUGUGUCUCGUCACCUUGGUGUUCCUCCUUACCUCCUCGUAGCUUCAGCUUUGGCCCUCGUCCUCUUCACACUGUAUGUGAUCUUUGCUGUCUGCACAACUGCUAGUCCACCAAAGACAAAAACUUUCAAGAAUGGACUGAGUGUCCAGGCUGACCCACUACCUCUGCCCAUCAAACUGGUUCGUCCGGAAGACCUUACCAAGCUCAGUCUUAUGGAGGAGGAGGAGCAGCAAGCACCUCCUCUGCCCACCAAGGUCAAGCUACCUGACACCGAGAUUUAGCCUAUUUCAUGGCAAGAUCCAUAGCAGCUGCCUUUAGGGAGUUUGCACUAUGGUAUUAAGCAUAUCAUUUCUUUGAACCUUUUUCUUCCUUUGCAUCUUUUAUAAUCUAAGAUACAACUGUCUUCUCACAUUUUGAGGAAUUCAUAAUAGAAAGGUUGACUGAGUUUACAUGUAUCUGUGACAUACAUGUACAGAUAUUAAUUAAACAAGUUUCCUGUUCAUAAUUCACUGUUAGAAGUAACUGCAUUUCAGUCAUUCAUGUUUUACCAGCACAUGGGGAUUGAGCUUAUUUCAGGUCUGUGAGCAGUAUAUCUUUUGUUGUUUAAUGGCUUUGAGAUGUUUUAUCCAUAUUGUAUAUAGUUGAGCACUGAGGGAAAUAGAAUAAAAAAUCUCCAUAUUGUAAACAUGAACAUUCACUACUUGCUCUUUUGACAUACCUUUAUGAACCCUAAAAAUGUGCCUUUCCAUAUUAGAUAGUUUUCAACAAUCAAGUUUUCAAAACUUGAAUACUUGAUCACACUCAAAUGGUUCAAAGCAUAAAAAAAACAAAAAAACUCAAACCUCUUAUUAAUGAGGCAUACCAACUAACCAUCUAUUGUCACUAGCUAGGUCUCAUAAUGUUUGGAGAGGGUUAAGUAUUUAAACAAAACAGGGAAGAUAGUUCUAUCUUAGAUUGUACUUUCAUCCACUCAUGUUUUUUAGCUUUAAGAAGUUUAGUUUCCUGUCUAGACUAUCUCCAGUGACAAAAAUGUUCCCAGAGCUUGUAAGGAACCUCAGUAAACCCUAUUUAAGCCAUAUAAAAGCAAAACCUCCUCCAUAUCUUUUCCAAAGACAUAGUUGGCCGUUUGAAGAAUCAUUAACCAGCUAUGGCCGAACGAUUUCCUUAGUUGUUGUAGAGAAAUGGUUAGGGAAAAGCUUUCUCAGAUAUACCUGUGUUGCUUGAUGACAUAUAAUCAUUGUUUGUUGUGUGUCUAAGUCUUUAUACAUUUAGAAACACUUGUGUGAUCAAAUAUACUAUCUUGUGAAAGCAUGAGAAUUGAUUCAGAAAAGCGCUGCUUAACAAUACAGUACUGCAUUAGCAUUUUAUUAUCAUGUGGAAACACUGAAGCACCUGCAUUUUUUUUUUUUUUUUUUUUUCUGUUUCCUUUUAUCUUUUUUCUUUUCAUUUUUUUUUCUUUUUUCUUUAUUUUAUUACUUGGAAGUUCUUAGAGUAAAUUUUUUCUUUUCUUCUUUUUUUUCGUGCUCACAGAUUAGAGAAAAAAAGGUUUAUUUUCAUUUUUCAGUUAAGAGAAGCACCUUGAAAUGAUUAUCUGUAGCAUUUCAGAGUGUUUGUAUAAAGAAUAGAGAGUGAGUGAGUGAUAGAGAAAUUUAAAUGUUGCAAAAAUAAAGGGGGGGGAUUCUCUGUACUUAAUUUUUUUCUUCAGGGCCUUUCCUCUAGCCUUUGUAGGGUUUGCCUUUUUCCCAUAGGCUUAAGCCAGUUUAUAUGUAGGUGCAAUAUUGACACCAUAUUUUGUAAGUUUGAUUAUGCCAAAACAAGUGUACUAGGGUAGGAUGCAGUUUUACAGUAUAUCCUAUUUACUUUUUCCUUUUUAUUAUUUUCUUUUCUUUUCUCUGUGAUUUAUAUGUAUAUCAGAUUUAUAUAUAUAUUUAUACUACAUUUGUUGUGCCACAUUUUUUUUUUUUUUUUCCUAUAAUCAUUAAUGGAAUCAUAUUAGUUUUGCAAAUACAGUAUGAUAUUGUAAUUCCAGGGGUUCAGUGGAUUUGCUAUUAAUAAAUAAUACAUAAUUU
Molecule: messenger RNA, 2766 nt
Organism: Penaeus chinensis
Lineage: Eukaryota; Metazoa; Arthropoda; Malacostraca; Decapoda; Penaeidae
Product: transmembrane protein 59-like
Exons: 6
Coding region: 34-978 (314 amino acids)
Source: RefSeq, a predicted model, not a curated record